UGCUUAACGCCUCUCCCAGAGGAGCCUCCACCCCCACACACUCUUGGCGUUUCUCAUUCUCAUCAAAAACCAAACAGAUUUUUUUUUCUCUCUCUCUCUCUAGCUUUCUCUCACUACCUUCUUAAUGGAGAGUCCUCAUUCGCUCUCUCCCUCUUCCUCGUCCUCCUACUCCUCCGACGGCGUCGGCUUCGAGACGGAGGAGCCGCGGACGCCGCUGGCCGUGCGCCGCGCGCUGCAGCUCCUCAGCUCCGGCGACCCCGACCUCCGACUCCAAGCCGCGCGCGACAUACGCCGCCUCACCAAGACGUCCCACCGCUGUCGCCGACAGCUCGCCGAGGCUGUCGGUCCGCUCGUUUCCAUGCUCCGAGUCGACUCGCCCGAGUCCCACGAACCCGCUCUCCUCGCCUUGCUCAACCUCGCCGUCAAAGACGAAAAGAAUAAAAUCAGUAUCGUGGAGGCCGGUGCAUUGGAACCUAUAAUUAGUUUCCUCAAAUCUCAACAUCAAAAUCUGCAGGAGUCUGCAACUGCAUCUUUGCUCACACUAUCUGCCUCUUCAACCAACAAACCAAUUAUUAGUGCUUGUGGUGCCAUUCCUCUUCUUGUGGAGAUCCUUAGGGAUGGAAGCCCCCAAGCUAAAGCUGAUGCAGUAAUGGCUCUCUCUAAUUUAUCAACAUACCCUAAUAAUCUCGGCAUCAUUCUUGAGACAAACCCAAUCCCUUUCAUAGUUGAUCUUAUUAAAACCUGUAAAAAAUCCUCAAAAACAGCUGAAAAAUGCUGUGCUUUGAUAGAAUCCUUGGUGGAGUAUGAUGAGGGAAGAACUGCCUUGACAUCGGAAGAAGGCGGGGUUCUUGCAGUUGUGGAAGUCCUGGAAAGCGGCACUCUUCAAAGUAGGGAGCAUGCGGUUGGAGCACUGUUGACAAUGUGCCAAAGUGAUCGAUGUAAAUACAGGGAACCAAUUCUUAGAGAAGGUGUCAUUCCAGGACUUCUAGAACUUACUGUUCAAGGAACACCCAAGUCUCAAACAAAAGCACGUACCCUCUUGCAGUUACUGAGAGAGUCUCCUUAUCCGAGAUCUGAAAUUCAACCUGACACGCUUGAGAAUAUAGUAUGCAACAUCAUAUCCCAGAUUGAUGGGGAUGAUCAAUCUGGUAAAGCUAAGAAGAUGCUUGCUGAGAUGGUCCAAGUCAGCAUGGAACAGAGUCUGAGACAUUUACAGCAGAGGGCUCUCGUAUGCACACCAAGCGAUCUUCCUAUAGCUGGCUGUGCUUCUGAAGUUUCUUCAAAAUGAUAGUUGCCGCUGGCCAAAUCUGUCUAUUUUUUUUUUGGUCUUUUCACUUGGGUUUGUGAGAUAAACUUCCAUAGUAAACAAAAAAGGCAAAAAAAAAAAGGAAUAAUACAUAGUGAGUAUGCCAGUCCAGGCCGAUGUGGAGGUAUCGAGUGACUGGUAAUUGUCAAUAAAGUAAGUUCUCAAUGGUAAAGGGCAUGAUUUUGUAGUUGGUUUGUAAAGAAGCUGUUGUAUAAAAUGACAUACAAGUAGUAAAAGCUCUUUAUCCAAAUUUCUUCCUCUUUUC
Cajanus cajan (pigeon pea) is the source of this 1571-nucleotide messenger RNA. Its product is annotated as ARM repeat superfamily protein. Gene Ontology annotation, molecular function: protein binding. Lineage: Eukaryota; Viridiplantae; Streptophyta; Magnoliopsida; Fabales; Fabaceae. The record is from RefSeq and is a predicted model, not a curated record.